Messenger RNA from Diversispora eburnea, 975 nucleotides. The record is from the annotation of a GenBank genome assembly. Lineage: Eukaryota; Fungi; Glomeromycota; Glomeromycetes; Diversisporales; Diversisporaceae.
AUGGCUAGUAUCAAAGAAAUAAAAUCAUGUGAAAUUUCUCUUUCUUCCCCAAGUCUUAAUAUUCCAACGACACCUAAUGCAACUUUAUCCAUCAAAGGUGAUAUUCGUCUUUUACUUACUGCCCCAUUAAAAGUUACUCAAGCGGUUGUAAAGCUUCAUGGAUAUUCUCAAAUUGAUAAUUCUCAAAAAAUUACUACACGUAAUUUGACUACCAAAGAUUUAGUUAAACAAAAAAUUACCGUGAUUAAUAUUGCAAAAACUUUAAAUGCUGGUGAAAAUUCAUUUCCAUUUUCAAUUACCAUUAAAUCACCUCAAUAUCUUCCGAGUAGUGUAGAAGGUAAACAUGCAGCGGUACGUUACGUUUUAACAGCAGAAUUAACCAAAGCGAAUCCUCAUGCUAUUCAUAAGGUAACAAAAAAUGUUAUUCUAAGAAAGAAUAAAUUAUUAAAAGGUGAAAAAUUUGAUAUUAAUGAGAAAGAAUUACACGAAGAUGAACGUGAAGGAUUAUUGAAAUAUAAAGUAUACGUUUCUAAAUAUUUAGCUAUUGAUGAUGAUAAUGAAGAAGUUAAAGUGGAAGCAUUUGAAUAUGAAAUGUAUAAUUUUGCAAAAUUUAAUUCCGUUACUGGUGCUCCACCUGUAGCAAAAACAACUGCAACCAAGAAACCCACAACUACCCCAUCAACAAAAUCUCGAGUUGGAGUUAAAAUUCCAGCAUUUUCUAAUCUUUCAGCAACAAAUCCUCAUCAAACUAUUCCUUUACUUACUCCACCUCUUGUUAUUCCGGUAUUAUCGGAAGCAUCUGAACCGGUUUCUUUUGAAAUUCCUAUUCGUAGUCGAAUGAAAUUAAAUGCUAAUGUACUAUUUUUGGAAAUUAAACAUGAAGUAAUUAUGACUAUAAGGUUUGAUAAAUUUAUGUUAGCACCUUUGAAAUUGGAAGUACCAAUAAUUGUUAUACCGCGUGAUGCAUGUUCUUAA